AUGUGUGUGGGAAAGUCAGCGGCAGAAAAGUUUUUGUUUAAGAAGAAGACUAAAGAGAACACUUGGAGCGGAGGAGAAGUUAGCGGGGGUAGUGAAGGAAGCCAAGUGCGUCUCAAAGGCAGCGCUGGAGUGCCUGAAGGACUCGAUAAAAGGAAUCAGAGGAUCUGCUUCAGCGCUGUGAUUGAAUAUGAGAUAAAAGGAUCAAGUGGCAGCAAAAGGAUCAAGUGGCAGCAAAAGGAUCAAGUGGCAGCAAAAGGAUCAAGUGGCAGCAAAAGGAUUAAGUGGCAGCAAAAGGAUCAAGUGGCAGCAAAAGGAUUAAGUGGUAGCAAAAGGAUCAAGUGGCAGCAAAAGGAUCAAGUGGUAGCAAAAGGAUCAAGUGGCAGCAAAGCAGGAUCAAGUGGCAGCAAAAGGAUCAAGUGUCAAAAGGAUCAAGUGGCAGCAAAAGGAUCAAGUGACAGCAAAAGGAUUAAGUGGCAGCAAAGGGAUCAUGUGGUAGUAAAAGGAUCAAGUGGCAGCAAAAGGAUCAAGUGGCAGCAAAAGGAUCAAGUGGCAGCAAAAGGAUCAAGUGGCAGCAAAAGGAUUAAGUGGCAGCAAAAGGAUCAAGUGGCAGCAAAAGGAUUAAGUGGUAGCAAAAGGAUCAAGUGGCAGCAAAAGGAUCAAGUGGUAGCAAAAGGAUCAAGUGGCAGCAAAAGGAUCAAGUGGCAGCAAAGGAUCGUAACUGGCAGCAAAGGAUCAUGUGGUAGCAAAAGGAUCAAGUGGCAGCAAAAGGAUUAA
Molecule: messenger RNA, 774 nt
Organism: Homarus americanus (American lobster)
Lineage: Eukaryota; Metazoa; Arthropoda; Malacostraca; Decapoda; Nephropidae
Product: silaffin-1-like
Exons: 3
Coding region: 1-774 (257 amino acids)
Source: RefSeq, a predicted model, not a curated record